UUACCGAUACAAAAAGAAAUAACACAAAAGCAGCCAGACUUAUUGAGCGGUUUUCAAAUAUUAAAUUUUUUGAAAUAUUGAAUAUUGGAAAUUUAUUUCUGUACAAUCAAUAAUGAAUGAGCCGCAUUAUGUUAAUUGUGAAAACGAUGAAGAGAAAAUGACUCACGGCUCCUUCGUUUUUGAUGGUUAUUGAUCCAUGUUCUGUGAUUUUUCAAUAUUCCAUAUUAUUCCUUGGACUUUAGAUGACAUUUUUGUAUUUUAUGCAAAGUAAACAAUAGAAGAUAUAAACAAUGGCAGCCACAGCAAAGAAACAAGAUUUGUUGGUUGAAGCUAAAUCAUUCUGUGAUGGCUUAUCGAACGUAUUCCUGAUGAAAAGACGAGAUCCUCAAACUAGGAAUUUACUGGACACCGCAAAACGACUGAUUGAAUCGCUUUCUGCAGAAAAUCAGAAGCCGACGGUAGGAUCACAUGGAGCACCAACCAGGUCAACUGGAGGUAUGGGUCAGCUCUGGGUAAAACUAGACGAACUAAAGCGAGAAAACGAGGAGCUAAGAAAACAUAGAGGUAGUAGCCAUGAAGAUAGAAGUCCAUCAACUAAAACUCAACAUGGACCUGGGGCAGAGUUAAACAAAAUUCGCCUUGAAAACGAGAGCUUAAAAACAAAAUUAGCAAAACACGAAAAGACAAUAAAGGAAUUAGAAACAGUAAACGCAAAUCUACAAGAACAAAACAAAAGUUCUAAAGUGGCUUUGGAAACUACACAAAGAUCCAUGGAAACGGUCCUGAAAGAAUACAGACUUAUGGAAGAUAGUGUCAAGUGUAUGAAAUCUGAAAACGACACACUUAAACAAAGGGUUACAAGGUCAGUAAAACCUUUACCUCGUCUGGAUAAUAGACAAGUUGAGAACCUGUCAGAAAAAUGUCGACCUAGUAACGUAGCUGUUGCUUACAAUUCUCUUGAGAGUCAGCAGUGGAUUGAGGCCAAGGAAUCUUUAGAAGACAACACAGAGUAUGAAGAAGAAAUAAUCUUAAGAAUUCUCUGCUCAAUAUUAGUGAAAACCUACGAAUGUUGUACAGAUGUGAAGGAAGCUUCCAAAUCAACUAUUGCUGAAAUCAUCAACCAACCAACCAUUGUGGUUUCAAAUUUACAAGCGGCCUCUAAUGGAAAGAACAAACUACCAGAAGAACUAACCGAUGCAGUAGGCCAGUUGUACAGAAAACAUUAUCACAAUAUUGACACAGACGUAAUUAGUCAGAAUGCUUUGUCAAGAGUUAUGAAGGAAUACAGUGAUAUUGAUGAUUCGUGUCUUAACAACAAACUUGUUGUCGCAUACGCCAAGGAAAGUGCCAAUUUAGCAUGGCAGAUGGUCAUUCAGCAACCACCGAUGUGUCUUUCCGUGCAAGAUACAAAGUUUAAUGACGAUUACCAUAAACUUUGGUGGUCAUGUGAUCAAGCACGUGCGUCCGAAAUUGAAUUUUUCGUCUGGCCCGCCUUGUAUGACUAUAAAAAUGGAAAUUUGUUAAUCAAAGGUUGUGUUUUUACAAACUGAACAGAAACAAAUCAAAAUCUUCCAACAUUAAACUUUCAUCAGUGUUAUAUGUGGUCAAAUAGAAGACACGUACGUGUUAAUCUGUGUGGACUCACGGUGAGUUAUUCUUGACCAUAAUAUGAAACACGUUCUAACAUGAUCAAAGCUUUUACAGCUAUUUGAAAUUUGAAGCACAUCCAACGUUCAUUAUUGAAUAAAUACCAGAGAACUCUUUUUCUCAGAAAACACUCGGUCAAACAUCCAAACAUACUAUCCACAUUGAUCUGUGUCCACACUUGUUGAAUGUAAAGAAAAUGUUACAAAGUAAACGAAAUUCAACCGUACGAUUAUAGAUCUAAUGACAUAUAUACCUGCUAUAUAUACUAUAAAUCCCAAGAGCGCAAAGAAGGUUUCUACGUGUAUAUAAAUUUAACAAUGUUACGUUUACUUUCGUAUAAAAAGCUUUGUCCGUUUCUAUAUUAAAUGUUUUCUGACAAUCAACAUACGUAAUUGCUGCCUCUAAUAUUUUUCAUAUUUGCUUACUAUGUCCAAAUUUGUAUAAUGUUUUGAAUUUGAAUAAUGUCAAACUAGCCAACAUUUCGUAUUUAGUCAUUUAUAAAUAUGCUUGUCAACAAAUGUGUUUGUAGUCCUUUUUAUACCCCCUUUAUGCCGGAACUGUAGAACUGAGUAGUAGAACAAUUAUAACAUUGUAAUAUGUAGAAACACGCCAUAUAUCUAUGAAUAAAAGCAAUAACAUAUUUUCCGACAGAAAAGAAAAAAAGAAUGUGUAUGUUAUAUCUGGUAGGUUAUAUUUUACAUA
Molecule: messenger RNA, 2349 nt
Organism: Mytilus trossulus (common blue mussel)
Lineage: Eukaryota; Metazoa; Mollusca; Bivalvia; Mytilida; Mytilidae
Exons: 6
Coding region: 291-1550 (419 amino acids)
Biological process (GO): mitochondrial protein catabolic process; mitophagy by internal vacuole formation
Cellular component (GO): mitochondrial outer membrane
Source: RefSeq, a predicted model, not a curated record